Messenger RNA from Sycon ciliatum, 2011 nucleotides. Its product is annotated as beta-1,4-galactosyltransferase 2-like. Gene Ontology annotation, biological process: carbohydrate metabolic process. The transcript has a single exon. The record is from RefSeq and is a predicted model, not a curated record. NCBI's taxonomy places the organism in Eukaryota, Metazoa, Porifera, Calcarea, Leucosolenida, Sycettidae. Gene Ontology annotation, cellular component: Golgi apparatus. Gene Ontology annotation, molecular function: galactosyltransferase activity. The coding region runs from base 255 to 1574 and encodes 439 amino acids.
GCAUGACGAUCAUCCUACGACUCGUAAAAUAGAAUUCGUUGGAAGUAAUGCAGGGUGGUCUCCAUUCGUGUAUGUUUGUGCAUCGCAACUACUUCACGUAGCAGAUACACCUCUCCCGAAUCGUGGACCCCGUUCUACAGCAUUCGCUGAGCGAUAAUUACUAAUAUGGGGCUAGUGUGAUUGCAAUCCCUCUCCGGCUCCCGGUGAAGUUGUAUCUUGAAGAUUCGGGUUUCGCCAUUGCGCAGCCGGUGGCGAUGAAGAGAUAUUCGAAAAGUUUGCUUUUCAGUGUGCUUAUCACGGCCUCGCUGGGAGUCGUCACAGUGGAGGUGUUGCUGCUUGCUGAGCUGGGUAACUCAUCAUUAGUGAUCUGUGGCAAGGGAUGCGUGGAAAGGCAUAUCCGAACCUGGAUGAAAGGAGCCACGAAGAUUGCAGCGCAAGCUGCUGCAUCAGCUGGAAUCGACGUCAAAUUCCCUGUCAAAGCUGGAAGAGUUCUUGUAGCACCCGGUCUUCAUGUUUCCCCAGCUACCUCUACGUCUGCAGUAGCGCCGUCUGCCCCGAUAACGACUGUAACUAUCAGAGUUGCAACUGCACCACCAACUACACGGCCAACGUCUAGAAAAGCAACAACGACCUCAGCUCCGAAAAGAGCUCCUACAAGACUUUGUGCUGACGUUUUGUGUGCUCAGAAUAGCUGCUGCUGCGCUGUACAGGAAGUGCCCAACACGCAACUCACGCCGGACCUGAACACAGUACCUGACGAAAAUGCACUGAUAACCCGUCUCAAGAUGACCGGCAUCAAGGAAGGCGGCUGGUGGCAGCCGGAGGGCUGUACUGUGGAGCAUUCGCUGGCCAUUGUCAUCCCAUUUCGCAACCGUGAAGCGCACUUGCUGAUCUUUCUCCAGCACAUUCACCCGUACCUGCAGAGACAGAAGUUGGCGCACACAGUCUACGUUGUUGAUCAAGUUGACAAGCUCCCGUUCAACCGCGGAACCUUAUUCAACAUCGGAUAUCGCGAAGCUAUGGCCGAGCGCAACUACACUUGUCUAUCAUUUCACGACGUUGACAACUUACCCGUUGAUCCCAUGCUGAGCUAUCGUUGCGGACCACAGCCACAGCACAUGGCAGCGAGGACAGACAAGUGGAAGUGGGGUGCCGAGUCUCCAGUGUUCAUGGGUGGCGUUACCAAACAGACACCGGACCAGGUAGUGAGAAUGAACGGAUUUGCAAAUCGCUUCUGGGGCUGGGGUGGGGAAGACGAUGACAUUCUCGUACGUUGGAUAUCGACCGGUUACAAGUUUAACCAACCGCCAUCACCUGGUGGUCGAUAUGCUACAAUCAAACGUGACCACUUUCAGUCUUCCGCACCUAACCCGCAACGGUUUAAGUUACUGCAAAGUGCAUAUUCUUAUGUGAAAUCAGAUGGUUUGAAUAAACUCGAGUAUAAACUGGUGGAGAAGAAGCAACAUGCGCUCUAUACUCGUCUGCGUGUGGAGCUUCGGAGGCAAAGUGACGCAGUGAAUGGAUUGACAGCGCGCGCAAGCACAAUGUACCCAGUUAAAACGGCUCCCUUUUGAAAAUUGUUUCAAUGAGUGAUGUGUCGCUUUAUUUUGGUGCUUUUAUCCAAUGUCAUGCAGUCGUAUUUAUUCAGGUUAUAUUUCUUGUGUACUUGCUUAUUAGUUUAGUCCCGCAACUUGCGAUAAAAUGAUUAACUGUAGCACGCAUAACAGUACAUUCAUAUCCCACUUUUAUGUUUAUGUAUACAGUUGAACAUCGAUUAUCCGACCACCUCUGGGCAGACAACUGUCAGGCGGUGUUCAGAUAAGGCAAAUGUUCCGCAUAAGAAAAAAACUGUCACUCGCACACUUUCAGUGGUUAUUACUAGCCGCACGACCUUUUUACUUUUCAAAUUUUCGUAUUUUUUGAAUGGCUCACUACAUGCACAGUGCGUUCUCUACGGCACGUGAGCCCAAAAAAACUGUUACGGAUAAUCGAAUGGUCGGAUAGUCGAUGU